CAAAAGUAUAAACUUAAGGUAGAAAAUAUUACUGCUUCCAGAGGAAAAAAGGGAAAUGCUGCUAGUAAAGAAGUGCAGAAAAAUGUAUUGUUUAAUCAAGCAAAUGCUCAGGUUACCAAAAGUAAAAGAGGUGUUUCAAAUCCAACUCAACGAGAAAAUGUUGCAGCUGUAAGACAAAGCAAGAGAAGUGCUUUAGAACAAAAUACAAACAAGGAUUUCAACUUUAACCGAGUAAAACCUCAGAUUAUGAACAACACUAGAGGUGUUUCAAAUCUAAGUGAGCAAGAAAUGAGUGCAUAUUGUGGAAGCAUUCAAAAGUCAAUGCAAAAGGAGAACCAGCAGGGGGGCUCUCACUCAGGAACAAUCCCAAUACAAAAGAAAAGGCAUGAUCAAAACAAACGAUUCUUGAACACCAAAGUUGUGACUAAAAAAUUGGGGUAUAUGCAAGUUCCUUGUGAAAAGAAACCUGUCAAAUCUACAAUCAGGGGCCAAGUUGAACCAAUUCAAAAGCUUCAGGAUAACAACGAAGAAUUCUUUCGUAACAUUAAUUCUAAGCGACAACUAAGAACAACAAUGACACAUGAAGUCCAAGAAGUGCCAGAAGAGCAUUUCUCUAAGAAGAAAAAACCCAAUCCAAAAUGUCCUGUGAUGUCACUCGAUGAGUUCAUCAAUAAGAAUAAGAAACAACAUGAGAAUGAUGAAACUGAAUCUGAAUAUGAGGAAGAAAAUGACAUGAACGUGGAAGUUGAAGGGGACAUCAACCAUGAAAGCAAUGAGGGUAUUGAAGAAAUUGGUCCUGCGGGUGCAACAUCAGUAAGAAAACGAGGAAAGACACUAUGUCUAAAAGUUCAUGCACGAGGCCUUGAAGAUAGAAAGGAAAUCAUUCUAAAUGCAGAAGGGCAGCCUAUUGGUCCUGAUGAAAAGACUCUAUCUGAAUUGAGCAGUUUUUUGGGAACAAUAGCAAGAAGUGCAGAUUUAUGUCCUCUUAUAUAUACUAAUUGGAAGGCUGUGAACAAAGGCCCUAUAUGGGCUUAUGUUAAUAAAAAAUUCCACAUUCAAGACAAAGGGAAGAAAUAUGUAUAUGCUAUCAUUAAUGAUGCUUGGAGGAGACAUAAGUACUCUACCAAGAAGGAUCAUUUUACCAAGUAUAGAAGCUUGCGUGAAUGUCUUAAAAAUCGUCCUAAGGAGAUACCAGAAGAGCACUUUAAGGAGUUGAUAGAAUAUUGGAAGCUAGACACCGUAAAAGCCAUUAGUCAUCAAAAUUCCCAAAAUACAUCUCAGCAAAAAUGGAGGCAUCGAGUUGGUCCGAUAAGCUUUGCUCGUAUCAGGGAGAGAUUGGUAGUCC
This is a messenger RNA of Cuscuta epithymum, 1345 nucleotides long. The record is from the annotation of a GenBank genome assembly. Lineage: Eukaryota; Viridiplantae; Streptophyta; Magnoliopsida; Solanales; Convolvulaceae.